Molecule: messenger RNA, 913 nt
Organism: Meloidogyne enterolobii
Lineage: Eukaryota; Metazoa; Nematoda; Chromadorea; Rhabditida; Meloidogynidae
Source: the annotation of a GenBank genome assembly
UUUUUUAUUUAAGGUUUGUUCCUGUUGUUGUAUGGUUGGGAUGUUCUGUCCCCGAACAGCUUUGCUAGUUUCAUCUUUUGGUCUUCUUUAUUUUCUUCUUUGCCUCUUUGUUUUGGUCUCCUUAAUGCGUCAUUUGGCUGGUGGAAGAACUGCCUUAUCCAAUUCUUUGACUGAAAAGGGGAAAGUUAUUGACUUUAGAAGCCCUCCUUUUUGCUGUUUUUUGUGGUGUUUGCCUAAAGCUAGACCUUCAAUUGUGAAUUUAACUAAACUCGAAUGGAUAGUUUUACAAGCACCUAUAGUUAGGGUUUUUAUUGUUUUUGGACAAGUUGUGGUUGUUGCUGAAGCUAGAGAGAAUGCUUACAAUUGGCUCCAAUUUUUUGAUCUCGCUACAUUUGCUUCUUUACUUCUUGCCAUUUUUGGAGUUCAUACAUUGGCACGACUUACUUCUGAAGAACUUUCUUGUUAUGGUUUUGGAGGUAUUUUCAGGGUUGUUGAUUUGGGACUUUUUCUUUUUACUGCUCAACAACCUUUUAUUUUUCAAAAUAUUUUACUUCGAUUUGGUGUUAUUCGUUGUGGUGUUGUUCUUUCUCCACAAGAAAAUGCUAGAUUUAUUUGUAAUUUUGCUAUAAUUUGUGAAUUAUUUUUACUUUCACUAUUUUCAACAUUUUGGGUAUCUCCACACAGAAACAAUUUAUUUGAUCAAUAUAUUCGACGAAGAACAAAUUCAUCUUCUCCACACAGAAGUAGAACUUCUUCACUUCGUUCAGUUAAAGAAAGUAGAAUUGACGAAGCAGAAACACCAACAACACCAACAAUUAAUAAUGGAAGAAGUUUAUCUAUAAAUGGAAAUACACAAAUAAAUGGUGCAGCUACUACAACAACACAAACAACUGUUUUAUUGGAUUUGGAUUGA